Salvia splendens (bonfire salvia) is the source of this 1272-nucleotide messenger RNA. RefSeq lists its product as uncharacterized. Gene Ontology annotation, molecular function: DNA binding. The coding region runs from base 1 to 1272 and encodes 423 amino acids. The record is from RefSeq and is a predicted model, not a curated record. Gene Ontology annotation, biological process: DNA integration; DNA transposition. The transcript is spliced from 2 exons. NCBI's taxonomy places the organism in Eukaryota, Viridiplantae, Streptophyta, Magnoliopsida, Lamiales, Lamiaceae.
AUGGAGAAUGAGGUGGUCAGAGUGUUGGUCACUGAUCAGGAGCAGCAAGGGCAGUGGCAAGGGCAAGGUGGAUGGCAUCGGCCUACAUUAGCAUUGACUAGCCAACAAAAAAACCUCAUUGCGCAGUUUCUUCUACAGCGAAGUACCGCUGGAGUGCUGCCAAGAGGUUCUUGUGCAGAGGCUGCCAAUAAAUUCAACAUCCACAAAAGGACAGCAGAGAGAAUAUGGCACAUCAGUAAGCAGCAGAUAGACAGAGGGGAACCUGUCAUGAUGCAAGGCAAAGUAACAGGUUAUCAACACAAAGACAAACUCAUGUUAGAUGAAGACAAGUUUAGAAACCUGUCCAUGCUUGAGAGAUCAACCAUAAGGAAGGUUGCUUCUAAGAUGGAAGUAAGCAAGACAACAAUUGGUAGAUUUCUUAAGAGUAAUCAAUUGAAACCUCAUACAAGUGCUAUCAAGCCUACACUUACUGAAACCAACAAAAUUGCAAGGAUGAAAUGGUGUCUUUCUCAUAUUCAGCCUACAAUCGUUGAAGGUAAACUUCUUUACCAUUCAAUGCACAACAUUGUUCAUAUUGACGAGAAAUGGUUCUACAUGACAAAGACAUCAGAUAGAUACUACCUGUUGUCGGAUGAAGAUGUGCCAUACAGGUCCUGUAAGUCCAAGAGAUUCAUCACUAAAGUGAUGUUCAUGGCUGUUGUGAGUAGGCCACUUUGUGGGCCUGAUGGAGACAUCAUAUUCGAUGGUAAAAUAGGGUUAUUCCCAUUUACAGAACAGAUACCAGCCCAAAGAAGUUCAAAGAACAGGCCAAAAGGGACAAUGGAGACAAAGCCUAUUCAGUCAAUUACCAAGGAAGUCAUGACAGCUUGUCUCCUAAACCAGCAAGAUAAUGCCAAACCUCACCUUAGAGCAGCUGAUCAUCAGUUUGAGGCACUUGCAAGUACUGAUGGAUUUGAAUUCCAUCUAAUUAGCCAACCACCCAACUCCCCAGACACAAAUGUGUUAGACCUUGGGUAUUUCAGGGCAAUACAGUCACUACAAGAUGACAAGAUGGCCACAAGUGUAGAUGAUUUGCUUAGAAAUGUGUUUACCUCAUUUGAAGAACUCUCACCACAGACUCUGAAUAGAGUAUUCAUCACUUUGCAAAGCUGUUUGACAGCAAUAUUACAAGUGCAUGGGAAGAAUGACUACAAGAUCCCUCAUAUGAACAAGAACAGAUUGGAAAGAACAGAGGGGUUGCCUUUACAACUUCAGGUUGAAGAAGGUUGGUGA